Cuscuta campestris is the source of this 2072-nucleotide messenger RNA. The record is from the annotation of a GenBank genome assembly. NCBI's taxonomy places the organism in Eukaryota, Viridiplantae, Streptophyta, Magnoliopsida, Solanales, Convolvulaceae.
GUGAAACCUUGCCACACCCCCUGCCAUUCGUGUAGAGGGAAGCGCUGCAGCGGGUGAGGAAAAAAAAGGGUCGUGAGGCAUUCCGCUAGUGACUUCGCUUUGCGUGGAGGAUGCGAGGCAAAAUUGAAGGAGCAAAAUACAAUUACUCUCUUGGAAAUCAUAGGUCACUCUCUUCUCCGCGCUAGUCUUCUCCGGCCUUGGUUUUUUCUCUUCUUCUCUGCGCUAGUCUUCUCCGGCCAUCAUCCUUCACCUGCAACCCUCAGGAGAUGGAAUGUAUUUUGGGACAGUCAAGUAUGGGGAAGUUUUCAGCUGGACGGAGGGAACAGUAUGACAAGGAGAGAGCAGUAUGACACCCCCUCAUGUGGUUGCUCUUACAGAUGCAGUACAACGCAUUGCAGCGGUUCGAGAAAGGUAGGCAGAGAAACGCAUUUUGGCGGAGCAAGCUCGUAUGUAUGCAGAUGAAGCUCGUGCUCGUGCGGACGAAGAUAGGCUGAUGAUGAUAGAUACAUCUACCAUCUCAGAUCUCAUUCGACGUUGAUACUUUGAAGAUAGGAUUGCAGAGGUUAUGAGGAAGAGGGGAUACAAUUAAUUUGAAUUCUACAUUUGUAAUCUCAAUUUUGUUUAGACAUUUGUGUUAUUGUGACUUUUAUUUGUUAAAGAAUUUUAUUCAUGCUGUACUGCUCAAGAAGGCUCCGGACCUGUGCACCACACGGAAUGUGAGGCUGUCUUUCCCUUCUUUGAUCGAACCUUAGACCUGUAUUUUCUCUGUGUUUUUCAUCCCAAUUCAAAAACCCAGUAAACACGUUUCAUCAACAGUGUAAGUGUGAAGGUCGCGAACAACUUAGCAAGCGGAACCGAUACACUUUCUUGAUCUGCUAAGGUGUGAAGCGAAUCGGGGUUUUCUCUGCCGGUGAGGUUCCUUCUCCGGCAGUGGAUCUACAAAACGGCGGUAAACAAGACGAUACAGCGAUAGAGAUCAUGGGGGACUCGAAAUUGAAAAUGAAUCCUCAAAUGGAGCAGCUUCAUGGAGAAAUUCGGGACAAUUUCCGAGCCCUAGCAAAUGGCUUUCAAAAGCUUGAUAAAAUUAAAGACUCCAAUAGACAAAGUAAACAGCUUGAAGAUCUGACUGAUAAGAUGAAGGAAUGUAAAAGGUUAAUCAAAGAGUUUGAUCGGGAAAUAAAAGAUGAUAAGGGUAAUAAUCCACCUGAUGUCAUCAAGCAACUUAAUGAUGACAAGCAAUCAAUGAUUAAAGAGCUUAACUCAUAUGUUGCCUUGAGGAAGACGUAUAUGAGUACUCUUGGAAAUAAAAAGCUCGAACUCUUUGACAUGGGAGCAGGUGCUAGUGAACCUACUGCAGAUGAGAAUGUAAAAAUGGCAUCAGAAAUGUCAAAUCAGGAGCUAAUCAAUCAUGGAAAGAACAGAAUGGAUGAAACUGACCAGGCCAUUGAACGUUCAAAACAGGUUGUUCACCAAACAAUUGAAAUAGGAACACAAACUGCUACAACCUUGAAAGGCCAAACCGAACAAAUGGGACGCAUUGUUAAUGAGCUCGACACAAUUCAUUUCUCCAUUAAAAAAGCAUCUCAGCUUGUGAAAGAGAUUGGCAGGCAGGUGGCUACUGAUAAAUGCAUCAUGUUUUUCCUUCUCCUCAUUGUCUGUGGUGUAAUUGCAAUAAUUGUUGUGAAGAUUGUGAAUCCUAACAACAAAGACAUACGGGACAUUCCGGGAUUGGCCCCGCCGGCUCCAGCUAGGCGGUUGUUGUUGUAUCUAAAGCCAGGUAGCGACUUCAGGUAAUUUUCUCGGGACGCAGAAUCCGGCGAACAUUUUAACUCUACAAACCAUUUGUGUAGCUGUUUGUUUAUUCAUUUGUAUUUGGUCCUUUUAUAACAUGAGUGUGCAUAUCGUAGUUUGUGUAAAUCUCACGUCACAGUUCUCAUUCAUCAACCUUUGGAAAAGGGCAUUUCGUAUUUGUUUCGGAUUGCAUCCUACGCUUUGUGGACUACACUUAGAAUGCAUAGAGUAUCUAUUUUGACACAUUGUAAAAUAAGUUAAAAUAUAAACUUUGACCGUAA